AUGAAUCCAAACAUCCCUUAAUUCAAAGGAAGUUAUGUAAAUAUGAAGACUUCAAAUCCUCUCGAAGAAUUCUCAAAAGAAACUGAGUAGAACACGAGUUCAAUUUAUAAGUUGUAAAAAAAACUAAAUGAACAGUAAUAAUAGGUGGAUGCAUUGAUGAAAGUCGUUUCAAACUCACACUAAAAAUAUUACCUAUCACAAGAGGAUAUAUACAAAUACCCCAUCGAAAGUGAAAGACUUAAUAGUUAAUUGCUUGAUGAAAUAAAGCAUCUCAAGAAACAACUUAAAUAAAUUGAAAGUGGCCCAAAGCUUCCUUAACCUCCUUUCCUUCCUCCAUUCUUCCCUCAAUAAUAAAACCCCUUAGGUUAUCAUCAACCAUAUAAUUCAAUACCAGUGGCUUCACCAAUACGCAAUCAAAAUCCUUAUUAUCAGUAUUACCCUUUCCAGAAUACACCCUUCCACCAACCACAAAAGGAAGAGAAAAGCUUUAGUAAAUUAUUGAAAGCUUACGCUCAAAAAAAAUAGGAAGUAGAAAAAUUAAAUUAGUUAUUGUCGCAAUUGCUAAAAAACUAAAAGAUUGAUCCAACUGUUGAACACAAAUAAAAUAGCACAUCCAGAAGGUAUUUAAAGGUCAAGCACAAAUAGAAAAAAGAAAUUUCUGAGUUAGAUUUUAGCAAAAUUUCCAGAUUUGAUUAGGAAUCGCCUGAGCCAGUAAAAAACAAGUCAAAUAAAAAGCAAGUCAUCAAACUUUAAGAUUAAUAUUCGCCAUCAUAAAAUUAAAAUUAAAAAAUUAAACUAGAACCCUUAAAAGUUAAAUCAACUCAAGAAAGGUUAAAAAAAUUAAGGAAAAAGCUUAAAUAUUGUGCUUGGAUGGUUAUAUUUUAUAAAAAUAAAUAUUAUCAAAUAUUGGAGAAAAAGGCAAUCAAAAGAUUUAAUGAUGAGAUUAGCAAAUACGCAGAUUAGUUUUUAUAUAGCAACACUAUAUUAUCAUUUGUUAGAGAAAGUCAAAAGAUUUCCUUAUUCAAAAAGUCCUGGGUUUUCACUGAAAAUAAAGAUGUUCCAAAUCGAAUAGCCAACUUAAUUUAAGCUGCGGAUACUUUUAUUAAGCAAUUACUUAUUGGAACGUAGACUACCAAAUUUGACCAAUAACACUUGUCAUUCAUUCGAGCUUUCACUACGAAUGAAGGCUAUUUGUUUUCAGAUCAUUCAGCUUUUGUGGCACAAAGAUUAAAAUUAAAUUACAAAAGAAAUUUAAAAUUCACUUCUCCUGAUCAAUAAAAAAUGGCUUUUCUAGAAUAUGCUUAUAUCUACUUACUAUUACACUAAUAAAUGUUUACUAUGAAAGGUUGGCAAGAAUUACUUAAGCCAUUUGCAGAACCAUUGAAAAUUUUAGUUUCCCUUCUACAAUAUCUAUUCAUAGAAAAAUUCAAAAAUUUGUAGAUCAUUUCAAAAGAUACGAAAUUUAAUACUGAUAAAAUUCCAAUCUUGGAUUUCACCAAAACUAAGGUAGAGGAUUUCAAGUGUAUCAUCACCAAUAAGGAUCCUAGAUAUUAGGUUACUGACAAAAUGCCUAUACUUGGAUUAUAUGAUGAGACAGUGUUGAAACCUGUAAUUGAACAUCCUGGAUUUGCAACUCUUAAAAAUCAAUUUAAGGCCUAUGUUGAUUUUAUUUACUCUAAAGUAGGUUGA
Molecule: messenger RNA, 1689 nt
Organism: Paramecium tetraurelia
Lineage: Eukaryota; Ciliophora; Oligohymenophorea; Peniculida; Parameciidae
Exons: 4
Source: RefSeq, a predicted model, not a curated record